Ceratina calcarata is the source of this 1998-nucleotide messenger RNA. RefSeq names its product dual oxidase maturation factor 1 mol (gene mol). The transcript is spliced from 10 exons. Gene Ontology annotation, cellular component: endoplasmic reticulum membrane. The record is from RefSeq and is a predicted model, not a curated record. Bases 795 to 1952 code for a protein of 385 amino acids. NCBI's taxonomy places the organism in Eukaryota, Metazoa, Arthropoda, Insecta, Hymenoptera, Apidae. Gene Ontology annotation, biological process: protein transport.
ACCGGCCUGGACGCAUACCUCGCUGUAUAUCGCGUACAAGUCGUCGGGAUCGACGUGCACCGGUGCUUCCGGUACCGAACGCAAGAGGUGUUCCUCUUACAUUAGCAGCGUCUCGACGCCACGACCACACGACGAUGCUCGUACCACCGCCUGGACACCUGAUUGCCGCUACCACGAAUGAAAAACCGUCGCUCGUAUCCGGGAUUUAACGUUCCAGUAACUGCACCGACUACCAUUCAAUGGACUGCUUUUAAGCGAGCGGAGGAUAGGAGUAGGGUGAGAGUCUAGCCAAGACAAUUGAGUAAUUAUUUCGUAGAAGACUUUCAUUGGCUCAAUUGGAUCCGACGUUGUAUAACUAAACGCAGCUAAUUUAUUUCGGACGUGUAUGAUGAAGCCUGAAAAAAUUUCGGGAGCCGAUGUCAACGUCAUCGUCUAUGCGGGCGUUCAAGUCGCCUGCGUGCCAUCGGGCAUGCCGCGCGAUCCACGCUCACGUGUCGCGCUUCGUGUCGUCAUCCGGGAUCAUCGCUCCCGAUUGAAAUUAAGCGCUCCCCUCUCGAGAUCCGGUCCCCUCUACCUGAUAGUCGGAGAUCGCUUUCGCAGACCCGUUAACCUACUCGGGGCCUUAGUGUCUGCGCUGCCUCCGUGCUUUCCACGUUGGCGUUCGGAUAAACCCUGGUUUCACAACAAUUGCCCUUGGACUCGAGCAACCGAGCGUGCCGACCUGAGGGAGAGGCUCCGAUGUCAAACGGUGUACGAAGAGAACCGGAACUGACCGGUUCGUUUAAUCAGGCAAAAUGAAGGGUUGGUUCGACGCGUUUCGCAUCGACGGUGGCCCCACGUUGUACAGUUAUAGCAAUCGUACACCUGUCACGGGAGACGUUCCUCUGGUGAUCGUGUUCGUCAUCUUCGGCACCAUCUUCACCGCUUUCCUAGUCAUAUUCCCUGGAAUACGAAAGGAGCGGCUGAGCACGUUCCUCACGGUGACCCUGAGCCUUUUCGUUGGAGCGUCGAUUCAAGUCGCCCAGUAUGGAUCCUCGUGGCACACCAGUUCCGCAACAAUCGUCAGCACGUAUAGUGCGUUUUCCAGGCAGAAGACUGCAGCAGAAAUCGGCGGAUACAUAGGAUUGAUGCACAUAAACAUCACGUACAGACUGAUACCGAACAGCGAUAAUCCAAUGGAUGAUGUCGAGUACAACGAAAAAUUCUGGUGGAGAAGUACAGGCGAGAUGACGAGUGCAUUUAAACAAGCGCUAAACCAAGGAGCACCAUUCCCUAUCGUUUCUCUAGCCGAAUAUUUCAGUCUUCAUCAGGAAGGUUUCUCUUGGGGGAGUAAAUAUCGGCAGGCUGGCUAUUACGCAUCGCUUAUACUUUGGGCGUCUUUUGCUUUUUGGGUACUGAUGAACCUUUUAUUAGUAGUAGUGCCACGAUAUGGCGCAUACGGCAUGAUCUCCACUGGAAUUUGCAUGCUCCUGACCAAUUUAAUUUAUUGGGCGCUCUUACCUUGCGAACCUUUGAUAGCGCAUAUCGACGGAUCCAUUCUUGUCUUCAAUUUAGGCUGGAAUUAUUGGUUAAUUCUAUUAUCUGGUAUCGGAUGUCUCUUUGCCGGAGUUGUGAUAACGGCCAUAGACAUGAUUUUUCCCAAUCAGUUUUCCACGAUACUGGAGGUUGAUUAUGAUACACCGUACGAUAGGCACGUUAUCAUAGAAGAGAGUUUUGAUACAAGGAAUAUCAGGCGGAGGCUGCCAAAAAUUGAGGAUUCUCUCGGUGAUCGUAUAAUAAGUCAGUUGUCGUCAAAGUUACAAAACAGAUACGAUACCAAGGAGGACACGCAAGGUGUGAUAAAUCGGGGAUACACGUCACAUGAGACACCCGAAUUCCAACACGAGGAUUCUGCAAAGAACAACUGGUCUUAUCCGUUUCCGUCAUCCUCACGUAGGAUUAUCAAUGAUUGACAUUCUUAGAACUGUUUGCCGUUAGUAAAUUUUUUAAGACUUUAAA